AUGGUCUCGAAACUCCUUCUCCUUACCGCUGCGCUGUCGCAGCUCGUCCAGGGCGGUCUCAUCCGCCGAGAGUCCAUCGACCAUGACAAAGUAGUCGGAUUCCCCGAGACAGUACCCUCCGGGGUCACUGGUGAGGUGUACAAGGCGUAUCAGCCGUUGCUGAAAGUCGUCAACGGAUGCGUCCCCUUCCCUGCCGUGGAUGCCCAGGGAAACACCAAGCUCCAGCAGUGGCGACUGCUCCAAGAGCGACGGCCAAGUCUACGUCCGGGGCGGCAGUCCGGGGACAAGUACGCGCUCAUGUACUCGUGGUAUUUCCCCAAGGACCAGGCCGCGCCGGGCAUGGGACACCGCCACGAUUGGGAGGGCGUGAUCGUCUGGAUCUCUGACCCGGCCACGACAUCCGCGGACAAUAUUCUUGCCGUGUGUCCCUCCGGCCAUGGCAAAUGGGAUUGCUCGACGGAUGGCUACUCGCUCCAGGAGACACACCCCUUGAUCAGGUAUUACAGUGUCUGGCCUGUGAACCACCAGUGCGGGCUCACGGAUGAGGCGGGUGGAUCGCAGCCUUUGGUUGCCUAUGAGAGCUUGCCUGAGCCUGCGAAGAAUGCACUGGAGUCUACGGACUUCGUCAAGGCAAAUGUGCCGUUUAAGGAGGAGAACUGGGCGGAGAAUCUGGGAAAGGCUACUUUCUAA
Messenger RNA from Aspergillus nomiae NRRL 13137, 690 nucleotides. Its product is annotated as NPP1 family protein. Lineage: Eukaryota; Fungi; Ascomycota; Eurotiomycetes; Eurotiales; Aspergillaceae. Bases 1 to 690 code for a protein of 229 amino acids. The transcript is spliced from 2 exons. The record is from RefSeq and is a predicted model, not a curated record.